AUUCAAUUGGCAAAAGAUUGCCUGAUUAAUAUGAGAAAUAAUAACACUGAAUUUUUGGAUGUCUUUUCAAAGGCCCAAGAUUUUAUGAAGAAGAGAAAUUUACCUUUUGAUUUUGAAAGUUCAAGACUUCAAACAUUACAAUCCAAAAAGGAGAGCUUUAAAAUCAGUGUGUUUUAUGCUGCACUUGAUUUAAUUAUUAUGCAGUUUAGUGAAAGAUUUAACGAUGAAUCGAUAAAAUUUUUGAGUCAAACAUCAUUUUUUACCCCAAAGGGAAUGGCGGAAAAGGCAAUUGUUAAAGAUGAUAUCAAGGAUAUCUGUGAAUUUUAUCAAUUAAAUACAAGUCAAGUUUUUGAGGAAAUGUUGAUGUUUAGAAAUAUUUAUAAAAUGGCUAAAACGGGGGACGUAAUUAUUACUCGUGACCUAGAGGUUAAAGAAGAUUUGUCAGAUUCUGAGAAUUCUUCUUCUGAUGAUGAUAAUAAUUUUGAGAUGAAUGAUUAAGACUGGAGAAACUAUUCAUUUAUUUUACCUUAUCGUCUGCUUAUAAAUUUUUCUGCUUUCCCAAAUUUAACAAUUUUAUAUAAAUAUUUAUUAACUAUUCUUACUACAUCAUGUACUGCCGAAAGGGUCAUGAGUAAAAUUAAACUAAUUAAAACAAGACUUCGUAGUGUCAUGAAAGAUCCAUUUCUUAAUAAUUUAACCAUUUUAUCAAUGGAAAAUAAUUUAUUUAAACAAUUAAAUAUUGAUGAAAUUAUAAAUUCUUUUGCUUUC
This is a messenger RNA of Gordionus sp. m RMFG-2023, 768 nucleotides long. RefSeq lists its product as uncharacterized. The transcript is spliced from 4 exons. The record is from RefSeq and is a predicted model, not a curated record. Lineage: Eukaryota; Metazoa; Nematomorpha; Gordioida; Chordodea; Parachordodidae. The coding region runs from base 31 to 498 and encodes 155 amino acids.